Messenger RNA from Lethenteron reissneri (Far Eastern brook lamprey), 3583 nucleotides. It is a transcript of the gene CFI, whose product is annotated as complement factor I. The record is from RefSeq and is a predicted model, not a curated record. NCBI's taxonomy places the organism in Eukaryota, Metazoa, Chordata, Hyperoartia, Petromyzontiformes, Petromyzontidae. Gene Ontology annotation, biological process: proteolysis. Gene Ontology annotation, cellular component: membrane. Gene Ontology annotation, molecular function: protein binding; serine-type endopeptidase activity.
CUCGCUCCUCCACCAUCAGCAGCAGCAUCAGCAGCCUCGCCUCUGUCUGCCUGUGCUGUGCUCAUUUCCAGCCUCUCCUCCUCCUCGUCCCCAGCCACGCGUUGCAGCUGCGAUGAAAGCUCAGCAGUCAACGGCGCUGGUGUUGCUUCUGUGCCCGGCACUCAUCUCCCUGACCCUCUGUGCCAAGAAGAAGUCUCCAGAGAAGGCAGUGACUCGGAACGCGACCAACGCAAGCACUCCGACCACGACGCAGCGGACGGACGUGGCACUCACAGCCGCCAAGAAACGCGAUGUGAAUAAGGACGUGGAUUACCAGUGCCUCGCUGAGAAGCUCACCCUCCAAUCCUGUGACAAGGUGCCCUGCAAGCCGUGGCAGAAGUGCGUGAAGGGGCAAUGCCUGUGCAAGCCGGCUUACAAGUGUCCCAAGUUGAGGCAGCCUGUCUGCUCGCUGGACAAGAGGAACAUCCCUUCCUACUGUCACCUCAAGAGCUCCGAAUGCUUCAAAUACGUGAAGGGCUUCUCUCACUUCGGACAAUGCGCCGACAAAGAAGUUUCAAAUAUUAUCUUCACGGAGGCUCCGGAUGGGUACAAGUUCGUGCAAAUGGUCGUCGGAGGAGUGCCGAUGCAAAUUUCUGACCAGGAUUGGAGCAUCACGGACGCAAAUGUGGCCUGCAGACAGAUGGGGUUUCCGCUGGGAGCUGAGAAGACGAUGAUCCUGGGGUGCGCCGACUCCGACGAGCAGUCGUUCGUGACGCACGUGCGAUGCAAAGGCUUCGAGAGCAGCUUGUCCGAGUGCCAUUACAAAGUUGGUGACGGAACGCAGGGGGAGGAUCAUUCCUGCAGAGCAAAAGUCGCCGUUAAAUGCAGCGCGAGCGCACGAGCGUGCGCCGGCGACUCCUUCACGUGCGUCAACGGGAAGUGCAUCGACGAGGCGAGGCUGUGCGACGGCUACAAUGACUGCGGCGACCUGAGCGACGAGGUUUGCUGCAAAGCGUGCAAGAACGACUCGCUGUGGUGCAGCACGGGGAUCUGCGUGCCGCGGGCCUUCGUGUGCGACGGAGAGAACGACUGUUACAACCGCGAGGACGAAACGUCGUGCGGUCAAAGCGAUCACGAGUCGAACACAGAACUGAAAGGUGUACUGCGUGAGAGAGCGGAGGUCACGAAGGCCCAAGAGCUGAUCUGUGGCAACUCGACCUUCCAGCCGCACGCCCCUCCUCCCGGGAGAGUACGCAGACUCAUCGGCGGCAAGAACGCCGAGCAGGGUCAAUUUCCGUGGCAAGCGGCGGUGCUCAAAGAAAAGUUCGUUUGGACGUGCGGCGCCGUGUACCUGGGCAGUCACUGGGUGCUGACAGCAGCGCACUGCGUGGGAUUCGGACGUGCGAACAUGCGCGUCCGUCUGGGCGAGCACUCGCGCAACACGAAAGAAGAGUCGCAAGACAGCAUGUCAGUGGAGAGCGUGACGAUCCACUCUGGCUACAACGCCAACACAAACCAGCACGACAUUGCGCUGCUGAAGCUGCGCAUGUACAACCAGCAGUACCAGUACUCUCGGUACGUGUCACCUGCCUGCCUGCCGCGCUCGCCGCUGCAGUUCGAGAGGCAUCAUACGUGCUACGUGUCGGGCUGGGGCACUGCUCGUGACUUGCAGUCGUCCAAUAAACACCCCGAUGUCUUGCGCUGGGUUGACGUGAACCUCAUCGCAAACUGCUCCAAAAUCUACAAUCAGUACUUCAUGGAUGGGAUGGACUGCGCAGGGAAGCACGACGGCUCGGCGGACACCUGCGACGGUGACUCCGGGGGUCCACUCGUCUGUUUCGACAACGGCGGAAAGGCGUACGUUUGGGGUUUGGUGAGCUGGGGUGAUGGCUGCGGAAACGUCGAUCGCCCCGGUGUCUACGCCAAGGUGGCAUACUACCUUGACUGGAUCUUGCAGCACACGAGCACAGAUCUGUUUCCGCACUACUGAUCAUCUGCCCAGCCCCUGCUAAAGGCUCGUAAUGUACGUUGGACCUAUCUUGAGUUGAAGCUUUCGUGACUGCAAGGAAUCCAUAUUUUUUGGUUCUUUCGGUAGGUAGAAAUAAUAUGAAAUGAAACAAAUCACGACGUUUCGAUCGCAACACAAGCUGAUGACGUCCGCUUGUGUUGCGAUCGAAACGUCGUGAUUUAUUUUAUUUUAUUUCUAACUAUGUGACUUUACCGACAGAACCAAAGAAUAAGUACGUUGAACCUCUUUCGCACCGUACGUAGCCAACCGUGAUAAUCGGAGGCGCGGGGAAGGACAACACAACCUUAAUAAACUACUGUGAUGAUCAUAGUGGUGGUGGUGAUCAUUCUGUUGAGCAUUUCACCUUUGGAGGUUAAGAAUGACUGUGUCAUGUACCCCGGAGUUUCUGUUUCCUCCCCCCCCCCCUUUAACCAAGGUCAGGCGACAGGUUUGUGGACAAUGCAGCUAGCCUGACAACCCAGAUCAACCAUUGCCCUCACAUGACCCCCCCCCACCACCACCACACCGUAUGGGGAAAAAAUAUAAAUGCAGAAAUAACAAUUUUACAUACUCUUUGGUUCUUUCGGGAAAGUCACGUAGUUAGAAAUAGGAUAAAACUAAUCACGACGUUUCGAUCGCAACACAAGCGUUCAUCAUCAGGCGUGUUGCGAUCGAAACGUCGUGAUUUAUUUGAUUUGAUUUAUACCCACGUGACUUUACCGAAAGAACCAAAGAGUAUGGAUUCCUGCAGUCACGAAGCUUCAAAUCAACAAUUUUAGCAUUUAAGGUCAUUGCAUCCUCGGUGGGUUGACGCGGCACGGCGAGACUAGGAUACAUCAUACAAUGUUCACGAUAAUCGAAUUGUCCGUUUUUGCAUAUUAUAGUCUUAUCGCGUUUGUCACUUUUUUGUUUUGUUCCUAUUUGAACACAUGACAAAAUGUGCUCGAAAUAGCAAAUUCACAAUGAUUAGAAAUGCAAGUGAAUAGCUGCAAUGUUACCCUCCAAAUUGAAAUGAUUGGCAAAAGAUUGCCGGGACAGAUGUACGGCGCAGUGGCUCGUUUCAUUAGUUGUGCAAGUUCACUUGAAUUCUCUCACGUAUUUGCCGUGCUGCAAAAGGGUCAUCGAUUGUAAAGUCGCAAUGUAUUUGAAUACUUAUUUGGAGUAGACUGCAGUUUAAGGAGUUUUAAGGAAGUUUGAUUUGUACUGGAAGUACAAAAAAAGUAAAAAAAAGUCAUACAAUGGAGAUGUGAAAUAUGAUUACAAAGUUACGGGGAGGUUGAUAUCGCAUUAAUCGUUCGAUUGUGAAAACAUAGUACUGUAUCGUGCAAAUUUACAAUGCAUAAAACCAUACUUAUUUGCCGUCGUGUAUAAUAACCCAGUCUUUUCAAAUGGAGAACAAAUCAUAAAUAGAGGAAUUACGGCAUCACGGACUUGAUAAGUGCCAGGAAAUUGUGGUACUUUCCCAAUCCUCAUGCAUGUUGUGAUUGCUUGUUUAACAAUGACACCAAGUAGCAGCAGCAGCAGAUCACAGUUCUGUUCAUGGUUCAAAAUAAAAUAUGACGUUCAAAACUGUAGCGAAAUAAACAAUCACAUCUA